Dothidotthia symphoricarpi CBS 119687 is the source of this 645-nucleotide messenger RNA. RefSeq lists its product as uncharacterized. NCBI's taxonomy places the organism in Eukaryota, Fungi, Ascomycota, Dothideomycetes, Pleosporales, Dothidotthiaceae. The record is from RefSeq and is a predicted model, not a curated record. The transcript has 2 exons. The coding region runs from base 1 to 645 and encodes 214 amino acids.
AUGGCGCUCUACCAGGACUCUCACCGCACACUCCAGACGGCUGUCGAGCGGGGUUGCGAGAUUGUCCAAGACUACAUGUCUAGAGAUGAACAUCACGUUCAGUACAAGAAGGGCAUGCAAGGCCAUUAUCUCGGCGAGCAGACAAACAAGAGUGGCAGUGUCUGGGCCAAAAUCUUCAUCCUAGUAUUGAAGCUCGGCGAUUCGUGGAAAGAAAACAUUGAGGACUGGGACAUCGACGCCAGCCUAGUCCCCAACGCGAACAAGACCAGAUGGCAGGAGGCCCCACAUAUCGGCGAUACCCAGUUGGAACAUACCAUUGUGAUGCUUCUUCAAGCUUUCAUCGAUACGCCGGCUUCCUUCCUGGGCUGGAAGCUGCCUGAAGCGAUCAGCAAAAACGGUAUCGCCGACUUCGCCAGUGUCAUCAUCACGGGCAUCAAAGCUGCAGGUGUCUUUGAGGCUCUCAACAACCCCGAGUUCACAUCGCUGGAAUUGCGCGAUGCGGCCAGGUUUCAAAUCGACAACAACUCCGGUGGUGACAAGAAGGGCAUCUAUGCCAGGUUCCAGAAGUCGCAACAUCCAAUUGUGUACUGGAUACCAAAUACCUGGUUAGUCCACUCUUCCCGAGACAUUGUUACGUGUGCAUAA